Molecule: messenger RNA, 2175 nt
Organism: Perognathus longimembris pacificus (Pacific pocket mouse)
Lineage: Eukaryota; Metazoa; Chordata; Mammalia; Rodentia; Heteromyidae
Product: diphosphoinositol polyphosphate phosphohydrolase 3-alpha
Exons: 2
Coding region: 1-504 (167 amino acids)
Biological process (GO): adenosine 5'-(hexahydrogen pentaphosphate) catabolic process; diadenosine pentaphosphate catabolic process; diphosphoinositol polyphosphate metabolic process
Cellular component (GO): nucleus; cytoplasm
Molecular function (GO): endopolyphosphatase activity; diphosphoinositol-polyphosphate diphosphatase activity; bis(5'-adenosyl)-pentaphosphatase activity
Source: RefSeq, a predicted model, not a curated record
AUGAAGUGCAAGCCGAACCAGACGCGCACCUACGACCCCGAGGGCUUCAAGCAGCGGGCGGCGUGCCUGUGCUUCCGCAGCGAGCGCGAGGACGAGGUGCUGCUGGUGAGCAGCAGCCGGUACCCGGACCGCUGGAUCGUGCCCGGCGGCGGCAUGGAGCCCGAGGAGGAGCCUGGCGGCGCGGCGGUGCGCGAGGUGUACGAGGAGGCGGGCGUCAAGGGGAAGCUGGGCCGGCUGCUGGGCGUCUUCGAGCAGAACCAGGACCGCAAACACCGCACCUACGUGUACGUCCUCACCGUCACCGAGCUGCUGGAAGACUGGGAGGACUCGCUGAGCAUCGGCCGGAAGCGCGAGUGGUUCAAGAUCGAGGAUGCCAUCAAGAUCCUGCAGUGCCACAAGCCCGUGCACGCCGAGUACCUGGAGAAGCUGAAGCUGGGCGGCUCCCCGACCAAUGGGAACUCGGUGGUCCCGCCGCUGCCUCCGCCCGAGAGCCAGCCCCAAUGAGCAGUAAAGAUGUUCGGGAAUCAUUGAUGUGAAUCCACUGCACGAUGGAUUUGUCAACUUCUACCGUUCCCAAGGAGACAGCUCAUCUGGUUUUCCUCUUACAUCUUGGGACAUUCCUUCCCCGUCUAUUCCACUGACUCUUCUUGCUCUGGUUGUUGUACUGUUGUACGUGAACAGACUUUAACUCAGCACCUAUAGCCUUUUGUUGUGCUUUUCUGAUGUGUCUGCCUUUGCCAUUAGACUGUAUCUUUGAACGCAAAGACUAUUUUUCCUUACUCUGCAUUUUCUGCAUCUGAGACACUACUUGAAAUAUGGUUGGCAUCACUGAAGGUCUUUGAUUCAAUUAAUAUUUUGUAAUCCCUGUGUGGCAAAACAUUCCCCUCCCAAUCUGGUGCUAGUAGAGUAUAUGCUGUCUAAGCACCAUACAUGUGGCUUUUGUGAUUCAGGUGUUUCAGAAACAUUUCAAGACAGUUUAAGAUGUUCAAGUGACACAAAUUAUUACUCUUAUUUCUAUGUCAUACCGCACAGUGGCUUGCACAGUUUAAAGAAUAUGCCAUCACUUAAGGCAACAUUUUGUAGAAUCAGUCCUUCGUGUAACAACUUUAGUGUUUUUGUACUGUUGUUAAUUUGCUUAAAAUUUUAUUCGAAAAAUCACUUGCUAUAAAGGUAAUUGUAAGAAUACAAUAAACAAGAUAUUGUUGCAUUUUUCUAAAAAUUUAAAAUAUAGAUAAUACAUUUAAUUUUGUUCACAAUGCCCUAAUCACUACUUACAUGCCAUCUUAACAUCUUAAGGAAGAAAACAUAGCUUUUCUCACUUUGCAGAUUCAAUAUAAUGUAUUAUCUAAUACCAGAGAAAGGAAAGACUGCAUAGAUUGGCACUUUCAAAGUUAAUUUUGCCAUUUAGUUUGCCUAGGUUUCUUUUGCCUCUAAUGUUCCAGUUGGCUGUGGUUUCUAAACCUUUUCUAUAUACUCAGCUCGCUUUUCCUCCCACCUGCUUUCAGUAUGUGAAAAUUCAGAUGGCUCUGGUGGAACACUACACUGUCACUUAGAAAAGACCAUUGGGAAAGACGUUGCUGUGUAAUGAGGGAACAGAAAAUGAAGGAUUUGAAGAGGGGACGUGGGUCGGCUGCUUCUAGGAGCACAAGUUUAAGAGAAGUGCAGACAUUCAUUGAGUUUGGCCAUCCUGAGGUUUGUGAUGUCAUCACUCUUCUUCAGCUCCUUGCAAAGGCCCCAAAGUGGCUCUUAAUAUGGUCAUUUUUUUUCCUUUUACAUUAUAAAGCAAUUACCUUGGGUAAAGCUUGAACUCCGUUUCAGUGUUAGAACUUGCUUCAUGGUACUAGUGAAGUGUAUUGAUUGUGUCUCAAAAUCUUAACAGGAUUUGAAAUAAAAACAUAUCCUACAAUUUGUUUUUAAGUGUGAUAUGGUCAGUACUGUGGUCAUGGUUUUUUUUUAAAUUCUUUUAGAGAAUGUUCUGAAAAAUGGACAGAUAUGGUAUUGCUAUUUGCUUCAGUAUAAUCUGAGGGUGGGGUAGGUGAGUGCAUAGGUGGAAUAAGAUUGGUUCUGAUUUUAUUAUUAUUGAAGUGGUGUGAUGGAUGUUUGAGAAUUCAUUAUACUAUCCUCUAUACUUUUGUAUAUGUUUGAAAUUUUGUGUAAUAAAAAUUCAAAAAUGUA